Messenger RNA from Pomacea canaliculata, 4307 nucleotides. RefSeq names its product protein FAM124A-like. The transcript is spliced from 4 exons. The coding region runs from base 993 to 2561 and encodes 522 amino acids. The record is from RefSeq and is a predicted model, not a curated record. NCBI's taxonomy places the organism in Eukaryota, Metazoa, Mollusca, Gastropoda, Architaenioglossa, Ampullariidae.
CAAGUGAAUGCCGGUGCCCCACGUACCCUGGUAGUGUUGUAAAGUGAUCAGCUUGUAUCAGGUAAUCGUGUCACACCCGGUGUUUCUGCUUUCUACCUGGAGUGUUCUUGGGCGAGGUGCCAACAAAGCGGGACACCAGACCACCCGACAGUCUCCUGCCGCCUGCUGUUGGUCGGGUAGACAAGCGGGGUGGGUCGUACUCCUACCUGUUCAGGUGUGAGGAAGCGUAGCCACGGUCACAGUCAGACAGUCAACUCACCAUCGAAAUAAAAACUGAAAUAUGAUCAUGGUGUUUGUGUACAGGUGAGGUGUAGCUGUGACAGGGAGAACAGUCUUGUCUACGAAUAUCACAAGGACUAGUCUAGAAAACCAGAAUAAAGACCGUCCAGCUCUUGGUCAGGAUUUGUUUAUUUAUAUUUGUGACGAGGCCUGAUGUGAACAUUCUGGUUGUGUGACAAAAAAGACGAAAUUCCUGUCGAGUUCCUACAGGGAAUCAAAUGUCUGGUGUUAAUUAAUGUCAAGCUCGUGUCCGGACAUACCUACACUUGGCACCAGCACCCAGUGGAGGUUCGUUAAGUGAAAGUUGCAGGUGAACUGGCUUGUAUAGGCUGUCACGUGACGCAUCGUCUGUAAAUUAUACGACCAGCCAGACUUUCACGUGUAGACUUUAAAUUCUUGCUGGGGAACAACUACCCGAUGACCAGACUACUUUGUGAGACCAAGGACAGGACAUGAGUGUUAACGACAGGAGCAAACAUCGUCUGGAUUCUACACACCUGGCAUUGACAGUUUGCACCUGACAGGUGAACAACCUGCUAACUGUCAUCUUGGAUUAGCUUGCUGUUUAGGAGAUGAGGGGCAACUGUGUCGCCAGUCUCAUGUCCUGACAACUAAAUCUCAAAUGUCACAACAACUCACGAGUCUCAUGUCCUGACAACCACGUGGUGGGGUCAAGGGGCACUGUCCUACUCACCUGUGACGUAAACCAAAAGAUGGAGACGUUUCUUCGGCGUGCCUACCUGCAGGACGGGGCUCCUUGCGACCCUCGGCAGUAUCCGGUGUGGGAUUACAGGUCAAGACGAAGCAGUUUUUCAACUUCAUGCACCUCCACUGAUAACAGUUCUCUGUCCACCUCGCCCUCGAGGAUGGACGUAGAGAUGACCGAGGGGGAUUCGAUCCUGUCCAGUUCUGAUGUCGACUCUCUGGUUCUCCGCGAUCCUUCCCGGUUGAUGCUGGAGCUGAUGGUCGACCUCCACGAGAUUCAUCCUCUGCUGGAACUCUACGAACCCCUCAUCUUCUGGGUGGACCCAGACUUGCACCUCUUUCGUGUGAGUGAGCAUGAUGGGAAUGGACCAGUAAGUUCCAGAUUGACCUUUCCAAAGUCUAUUCUGCGAAACGGACAAAGCAGGGAGGGACAGUCCGAACUGUUGAGUGUGUAUCGAACUCGACAAUCAACGAACUGCAGGAGAAACAGUUUGUCGAACCUUGACCCUAGAACGGGUUGUCUAGGGUGUCGAGAUGGACACCGAGUGGACUCGAUCCGCUCCAAUGGACAGCUGACCAAUCCCGAUGCCAGAGAGUUGCCGGCGGUGUCUGUGGUGGUGUUCCUUCACGAAGAGGAAAUAAAACCGGGUGGUCGGGUGGAUAGUGCCAGGAAACAUCUGUCUCAAUCUGCUUGGAAGUUCCAUCACUGCGAGCAGACAUCGAGAAAAAGUUUAAAUCUGAACUCACAAGCGUUUGACUAUUACUUCAUCUCAGAGGACCUCCCUUUCCUGGCCGUUCGCCAGGUGCAUUAUGGGAAAGAACACGUGCGUGUGUUGGUGAACACGAACUUCGACACCUGGGCGGACAUGGUUAAUUUUUAUCAACUUUUGCUCGGCUUCAGACCCGACCUUGUCCGAGAGGACUUCUGCUUGUUCACUGUUCACUCGCAGAUCAACUUCGAUCUUCAGUUCGCCCUCAAGCGCCUUGACCCCGGAAGCACUUUCACCCGAGUGAUCCCCAUGCAGUCGUCGAGACUUCAGUUCAAGGUUGCCGACCUGGGUCAUCUCGUCCCGCUGUUGCCCAACGUUUGUCGUCCUGUCUCGGACACACGCUGGCUGACCACCGACCACGACGGAAACGAGGUCAUUCUUGACGUCACGGAUCACGGCCUCGCGAGCAGCACGUCAUCACUCAGCGACCGAGCGUCGUCGGAAUCGUGCACCAGCACGUGCAGCUCUGACGUCAGCUUCGACAGCCACGACUCCGGGGUGAGUCGAGGAGGGUCCUGCAGCUCCGGCAGUCGACAACAGGCGCCAACCGUCAAGCGACGACGAUGGGAGGGGGACACCUCGGACCGAGGGAGAAGGAGGGUGACGUUUUGUUUUGACGACACCACCCCUCCUGUCAGCACCACCUUCUCACCUGCGACAUCACCUGCCACGGAACACUACCUCCCUCUAGCGGCCAAGCCAGAUACCUCACCGGAAGUGCGGUUCACCUUAAAGUUCGACACGUGCCCGACAGCGCCUGGCGAUAGAAACAGCAAACGCACAGAACAAAUUGGUUUCUACGUCUAGAACCUUCUCGAGUGAUAAUUAGGCUAAUCUUAUUUCAGGAUCUUUUUCUCCUUCUCCAUAUAAAAAUUCAAUAAUCCAGGGAAUCCAUGUUGACAAGGAUGCAGGUCAAUUUUUUUUAAAGUUUUGGGUGGAGGGACUCUUUGUGGGGGUCAGUGGCUAGACAUUCAAUAGCGAACAGGAGCUAAUGAGUAGGGUUCAUAGCAAAGUCACUUAAAUUUUUUAUUCUCGAUAAAUAAGCAAGUCUGUUAUAUGCUAAUGUCUUGCUAUCUUUUUCUUGUUUAUUUAUCUUAUCUUAUUUUUUAAUUUUUUGUUAGUAAUCAAUAAAUGUAGGUCUCAUUACCAGACUGGUUGAAGCAAUUAGGAUGUGCAGCAUCGUUUAGUCUCAAAAUCACCUUUUGUUCAUGUGCACCCUGGGAAAUGUGCAGACAGGAAAUGAUGCUGUGGUUGAUUAGAUUGUACAUACUUGUUAUUUAUGAAAACAUCAUCUUUCAUUUGUUUCUGAAAGUGAUUUUGUUUAGAAGAAGUUAAACAGUUAAAGAUCUACCUAGUCUCUGUUUGGUGCAACCUGGACAUAUGACAAACCUGGAAACACUGAAAAACUGGACAUCUUGAAAACCAUGAACACUAACAAACCUUGCCACCUUGACAAGCAGGAACACCAUGACAAACCAGUUUUCUUGUGUUUGCCUAGAGUACCUACCUGCAGCAGAAUUUCUGCAGGUAACACUGGGGGUAGGUUGUCCACCAACAGUCAUUGUAGAGUACAUCUCUCAAGCUGUUCCACAGACGCUCCCUUUCAGCACCAUUUAGCAUUUCUUGUACUUCUCCAGGAAGUUUCCAACGGUUGUACCAAAUCUUUGACACCUGUAAGGCUAGUUUGUGAGAAUUUCUCUCUGGUAUCUGUGGUAUCAAAUUCUGACCAGACCUGAGACACUAAUAUUUGUGUUACAGGAAAAAAUAAUUUUAUUGGUGUUUGUGAGUCCACUCGAGGGACAUUUUAGAGUAUGAUGUAUUUGUAUGUCUGUAAGGGUGUAUGAAAUUGAAUGUAAGCAUGCAUGUGUGUGUAUAUAUAUGUAAGAGUGUAUGUUCAUAUGUACUUGUAUUUAUGCACACAUGCAGGUAUUUUUAGAGAUAAUCAAGCAUGUAUGGAUGUAAACAUGUCUUUGGUUGUAUGUAUGCAUUCAAUUGUAUGUAAUCAUGCAUCUGUGUAUGUAAGUAAGGAUGUAUGUAUGAUUGUGUGAUUUCACAAGAAGAAAUUUACUCCUUAACCAGUCAGAUGUCUUUUAUAGCUGAUCUGCUGUUUUCUUUGAAUUUUUUUUUUCAAUUUUGACAUUUUUCUCAUUCAUAUAAGUGUAAAAAAAUAUGAGACAAAGUUUGUGCUUGUACUUGUGUGUAAAAGUACAGCUUUUUCUACAUUUUGUAUGUGCUCUGCAAUUUGAAAAAGAUUUUAUUGUUCCUAUUGGUAAAAUUACUUGGCAAGAUAUGGAUUAUUAACAUUAACCUCAAAAAACUAAACAGAGAUUUAUCAAUAAAACUUUGAUUCAAUAAUAAAGUAAGUUUUUUUUUUGCUGAACUAACUCACAUUUAAGCUGUAAUUCUUUUCACCAGUUACUUUUUUUAAAAGAUAGAAGUCGCUGUUACUCUAGGUAACUCGUCUUUCUGUUUCUGUUGUAUGCUUCUCUCCCUUGAAUCAGGCUCAUGGGAAAGCUCACUGACACCUUUGCAGGACAGUGCAACUCAUUCACU